This is a messenger RNA of Aedes aegypti (yellow fever mosquito), 1978 nucleotides long. RefSeq names its product ubiquitin-conjugating enzyme E2 H (gene UbcE2H). Gene Ontology annotation, molecular function: ubiquitin conjugating enzyme activity. The transcript is spliced from 3 exons. Gene Ontology annotation, biological process: protein polyubiquitination; ubiquitin-dependent protein catabolic process. The record is from RefSeq and is a predicted model, not a curated record. Bases 970 to 1518 code for a protein of 182 amino acids. NCBI's taxonomy places the organism in Eukaryota, Metazoa, Arthropoda, Insecta, Diptera, Culicidae. Gene Ontology annotation, cellular component: nucleus.
UUCGAUUAGUUUUGAUUUGGCACUCGGAUUGGAUGGAAAUCGUCUUGCUCAAAUUUCGUCUUCGGUUGGUGGAGAAAAAAUUUUCGAGUUGAGUGAUUGAAGAAACGUUCCCUCGAGUCAAGAAGAGAAGUGCGGGAGGAAAGGUUUUUAUUUUGUGUGGUGCUACUCGCCAGCUGCAGGAGGCGAGAGAGAGAAGAGCAAAAAAGUGAUAAUUUUUCAGCUGUUUUCACCUAACUUGUGUCGUGUAGUGCUGCAGAAAAUUGCAAUUUACUGGAUAGUCAUUGCUCCAGAAAGUGUUGGUUUUUAUCCCUCGCUACAUUGGCACCCCUGUUCUGAAACUUAAAUCCAUCAGCAAUAACAACAUCCCAACCAGCAGAAGUGGCCAUUGGAAGCCGGAGAAGCAGAAGUAGGGUAUAGCUUCUGUCGCUCACUCUCACGCUGGGUGUGUUGUUUUGUGUGCUGAAUUUGGGUAAGCAGAGCGAACGCCGAGAUACCCAAUUUUGCUUGGCUACUACAUAAAACUGAUGGCGAGGUGAGUGCUGAGCUGACAUAGACAGAGAGGAAGGCCCCAGCCUGCAGAGUGUUUUCGUGCGCAGAAAGGAAACGUUCAUCAUUCUUGAUCCAUCCGUGUCGAGUUGGUCGUAUGCAGCACACGCUUAAUUUGGGUGCGUGGUACGACAAUAUCUCCUCUCGCAUUUAAAAAACUACGACAUAACUCGUUCAAGAGACAUUAGGAAGAAGAAAGGCUGUUGUGCACAGAAUUUCAGUUUUGCCAAAUAUUCGCCCCCAGAAGUGUGCGGAGUGUGUGUUUCGCGGGAUCAAAACAAAUCGGAAAGUGAACGACGUCAUCGCACCGUAGCACAGGGCUUCUUUGAAUUGCGGGAGUUCCACCAAAAAACAGACUUCACCUGGUAGCACCGCAAUCAACCCGAUCAUCCCUCGUGCGCCGGCACUCCCGCAGCAGCAAGCAUGUCCUCCCCUAGUGCCGGUAAGCGUCGGAUGGACACCGACGUCAUCAAGCUGAUCGAGAGCAAACACGAGGUCACCAUCCUGGGAGGUCUGAACGAGUUCUGUGUUAAAUUCUUCGGUCCCAAGGCGACACCGUACGAGGGCGGAGUGUGGAAGGUUCGAGUUCACCUGCCGGAACACUACCCCUUCAAAUCGCCCAGCAUCGGUUUUAUGAACAAAAUCUAUCAUCCCAACAUUGACGAAGUGUCCGGCACGGUUUGCCUGGACGUGAUCAAUCAAGCGUGGACGGCCCUGUACGACCUGUCGAACAUUUUCGAGUCGUUCCUGCCGCAACUACUGACCUACCCCAAUCCGGUGGACCCGCUCAAUGGGGACGCCGCUGCCAUGUACCUCCACAAACCGGAGGAGUACAAGAAGAAGGUGGCCGACUACGUGCGGCGGUACGCGACCGAGGAAGCCCUCCGCGAUCAGGAACCUACCGAAAGCACCGAUAGCGAAUCCAGCAUGUCCGAUUUCAGCGAAGACGAAGCGCAGGAUAUGGAGUUAUAACAACGGCUAGCCACGAUACUAACCAAUUAUUACUAUUAAAAAGCUAUUACAGAUUAAUCGGAGGAAGUGCGCCGAAGGUGAUAAAGCGAAAUCUUUUAAUUGAAUUAAAUGUUAACGCGUAGGGUCUGAACAUAGAACACAAACAAACACACAUGAACUUCACACACACACGUACUCUCAUCAUCGUCGUACAUGUAGGGGAAACGAAAAGGGCGAAAAUGAAGAUACACCAACUCUCAUCACUCAUCAUCUCAGCUGCGCUCCCCGGUUCUACUCCGCAUGGUAGCCGAGGGGGAUUAAAAUCUAUUACAAAACUAUAUUAGAGUAUAACACUUAACAGAAUACCAAAAAACCCACACACCGGUGGAACAAAAACAGAGAUAAGCAAGACACAUUUCGAUUUUGGGUCAGGGUUAGGGUGUAUGUAUGUGUGUGCGCGCAUCUGCAAACAGAAAUACAC